Molecule: messenger RNA, 1626 nt
Organism: Punctularia strigosozonata HHB-11173 SS5
Lineage: Eukaryota; Fungi; Basidiomycota; Agaricomycetes; Corticiales; Punctulariaceae
Exons: 6
Coding region: 1-1626 (541 amino acids)
Biological process (GO): intra-Golgi vesicle-mediated transport
Cellular component (GO): COG complex; Golgi apparatus
Source: RefSeq, a predicted model, not a curated record
AUGUCUCCACGGCCUUCAACAUCCUCAGUCGCGCUUCAGAGCACUACCAGCUCGCCCAGUGCCAAUGUUGCGUCCUCCUCAACUGUGCUGUCCGCAGCGAGGGCGCAGCGCAAGACUGGGCCCACUUGGCCACCCCAAAGCUUCUCGGUCUCGGAGGAUGUUGACCAUUCCGAACCGGCUGUGACACCAGAUGAACUGUUUGUUAGACACACCGUGGCGGAAGUGAGAACGAUACAAGAGAAAUUGAAAGCCGAUGCCAAUGCAAAGCAGUCCGAGCUUCGGCUCAUGGUAGGGGAAAGAUACCGCGACUUGCUACAGGCAUCGGCAUCCAUCAUCGCGAUCGCGGAAUCAUCCAGACGUGUUCAACGCUCACUCGUAGAAAUGAAAGAAGUAGUAUCAAAUCCAAAUAUCCUCCGACAAGCGAGUCUCAACCUUCCCGCGGGGGGAGAUGAUGUUCGAGUUGACUCGCUCCAGUCAUUGGCAGCUCAUGUCAAGCUGCUACUGGACUCCCCAGAGCACCUGUGGCGGUUGAUCGAGUCCAAAAAGUACUUCCAAGCUACUUGGCUCUUUCUCCUUGCCCGGGUGGCGUAUCGGGGGUUGUCUACCGACGACAUGGAAGAAGAAGGCUGGCCAGACACCGAUGUCAUGGUUGGAGAAGAGCAGUUUCCCCUGAUCAAGCGGCAAUGGGAAACUAUAGCACAUUUCCGUUCACAGAUCGGACAUAGGGCCGCUCUUUCGCUAAGGGAAUGCAAUUUAACGAUUGAGGCCGUGUGCUCGGUCGUCUUAGCGCUACACCUCCUUGACUCAAAACCUUUGACAGAAACUAUCUCAGUUCUGCUCACACAGCGCUCGAAAGCGGCCCAAGCAAUGCUGGCAUCCACGGCCCAUAAAGCCAGCUUUCCGUCGUCACGUCAACCAGGCCACGGCAAUUCGGACAAGCUCAUCCCGAAUGGCAUUUCCCCGCAGAAAUCAAGGAAGAAGAUCUUUAGAGAGAUUCGCCAAGCCAUCGAACGCGCAUUCGCACUUAUGUCGAUGACUGUUGGCUGUGCGAGAGGUGUAUUCGCUGAUGGACCCGAUCAACACCCGUCACUUGUCCGACAGGUCCUUGAUUACGUGCAGGCUGACUCGUCGAGUCCAUAUUGUGAUCGAAUACCUGAAGAGUUACGUUUAAACACCCCAAAACUUCUAUCAACACUUCCUUCUCCCACCCAAUCUCAGCUUUUACCACAGAAUCUCCGGAGAUACAGACCUUAUAUCGACUUACAUUCACCGACCACUGUUGUCACAGGCGGCGAACUCGCGGACAAGAUUGAUGCAUGGUUCCAGAGGACACUGGGCGCCGUGAACGAGGCUUUGAGCCGCUGGGUUACAGAACUUGACAGCGUCAGGCAAUUGUGGGCACUACGACGUGCACUGAGAAUGUGGCUUGAAGCGGAUGAAGUGCUGGAGGAGACCGAAAGGCGACGAUUACGGUCAAUGUUAGACGGCGUUUGUUGUGCACAUGCGUCCUCGAUAUGGUCGAAAUCAUUAGCUUCAUCUGCGUCAUUGUUUCGAAAACAGUUACAGCGGGCUUUGGAAGACUCAGGUGUGUUUGCAGUUACAGCUUGGUCUAGUUCGACUCAUUGA